Messenger RNA from Myotis daubentonii (Daubenton's bat), 3612 nucleotides. It is a transcript of the gene METTL24, whose product is annotated as methyltransferase like 24. The record is from RefSeq and is a predicted model, not a curated record. Lineage: Eukaryota; Metazoa; Chordata; Mammalia; Chiroptera; Vespertilionidae.
CCCGCGCCCUGGCCGGCGGGGGUGUUCCCAGAGUUGGCAGCUCGGGACCACGGGGCCACAUCCCUGCUGCGGGCGGGCGCCGCCGAACGCAGCCCCGAGGUCGGCCCGGCCAUGGCGAGGGACAGGCCGCCCGGGAGGGGCUGCAGCCCCCUGAGCCGCUGCCUGCUGGGCGCCGCGCUGCUGCUGGGCCUGCGGCUCUGCGCGGAGCUGCGGCGCGCCGGCCCCCGGCCCCCGGCCCGCAGCGCCCCGCCCCGGCCGCCCGCGCCGCACCUGCCGCCCGCGCCCGGCCCCGCGCGCGGCGCCAGCAGGAGGCAGGUGACCUACGUGCGCAGCGGGCGCCGGGCCCCGCCCGGGGGCGGCGGGAGCGGGACGCUGGAGACGGGCUGCUGCGCCCCGCGAAGGCGCCCCGGCCGGAAGGGUUCCAGAUGGCACAUAGACCUGCAGCCUUGGGCAGGCCCUGCUCAGUCCCUGGAUGAAGAAGCCUCGAGGUUCCUGAGAUAUAUCAGCACCACCCAGAUUGCAUGUGAUCACGUGAGUACAGGCAGCCUGGCUACAGACUCCAGCUCUGCUAAGCAGCCCUGGUCGGUUUGUCUUGAUGACAGGUUUGGCUUAGCUCAUCAAAUCCGCAACAAGCAGUGCCGUCUCUACUCUUUAGGGCUGGGAAGUGAUGAUACCCGGUUUGAAGUUAGCAUGGCCAACAACGGAUGUGAAGUGCAUCGUUUUGAUCCUAGUGUCAAGUCGGCUCAUAUUCUGGAGAAUCAGCGCCUCUGGUAUCACCGCUUGUCCAUUGACUGGCGGGACCCCCAUCCAGCUGUUGCUGCCCUAAAGCCGCAUAGCAACACCAGAAAAUUGGGGACCAUUUUGAAUGAAUUUGGGCAUCACAAGAUUGAUGUUCUCAAAGCAGAUCUGGAGAGUGCAGAAUGGAAAGUUUUGGAAAAUCUUAUUCUGGAAGAUGUCCUGGAACAGAUUGGACAGCUCGUCUUUGAGAUCCAUCUCCACUGGCCUGGGUUCGAGGUCAGCGGCAGCGACAGCAGUGUCGUGCGGUUCUGGUACAGCCUCCUCAAAGAGUUAGAACUAAACGAUUUCAGGCUUUUUCACAGUUACAAAGAUUUAUCUAAACCUCAGCUAUUCCUGAAGAAAGACAUGUUCAAUGCAAGUAGCUGUUAUACUCUUGGUUGGGUAAAUACCAGGUGGAAAUAGGAUGCAGGGCCUCAUCAAAAACUCAAGGAAAUAUUUGCAGAGUGAGUAUGCCAAGAUUCUAAUGAUCACUGUGCAGUCUCCCACCAGCCUGUUACCUGCUUGCGGCAGGCGUUGUUAUUGCCUUUGUGGUGCAUGCAGCCUGGCGCCUGCCAUGAGGUAGGGGCCCGGUUACACCUUGUUGAAGGGUGGACACAGGAAUGCCACAGGAGUCAGCCGUCAUCUGCCCUGACCAGGCUCUUUGCCUGUCUGCCUCUGACAGAGUGGCGAUGCUCAUCUUCCUUCAUUUUUAGUUGGAAGAUAACCUCCCACUUACCUCGGUUUUCUCUAAAGUUCAUUAUGUUUCUACAGGGUGUUCAAAAAAAUGUAUUCACACUUUAAGAGCUGAUAGCUCACAUUUGAAAAUGAAAUGUAUUUUAAUACACACUGCCUUAAUAAUUAUUCAAAGGUGAGUAUACAUUUUUGGGGGACACCUAUAUAAUCCAUGAAUUCACCAACAUGACAUUUUCCAUUUUCCAUUUUCACUGGGUUGAUGAGACUCUUGGGUUUGUAGCCUACUGUUUAACAGAGGACCUUGCAUUUGACUUGAACUCACCUCUUUCAUGUUCUCCUUGUUCACCUGGUCAGGAAUGUCCUUUACACCUUGUGGUUUUCCAUCACUCCUCCUGAGCCUUUGCUGAGGCUAUGCCAUGGUUUAUAAGAAGUACAGUUCUGGUAUCUGGGAACAGACACACCAAAUUCUGUCACUGAGUUUAAGACUAGACGAUAAAGAGCUGCAACUCAGCAUUCUUUUCAUAGCAGCCUUAAAAUCCCCAUCUGUUCCUGUGAACGAAGCACAAAGCAGAAUGAGUGUCUCUAUUGUUGCCUCUUCUGACUUCACACCUGAUUUCUCAACCACAGACUCGCCUAUGCUGUUAAUUCUUUACACACACACACACACACACACACACACACACACACACACACACGAACACAAUCUCAAAGAUGGAAGGGCCAGAGUCUCUUUUCUGGGAUGCUUACACAGCGUUUCCAUAGCACCAAUCCUUUCUACUUAAAAAAAAUUUAAGCAGAAAAUGCAGGUUCUCAAUAGUUCAAGUGAUCCUUUUUAGUUCUAUUUGCAGGAUUAGAUACCCCCAUGAAUAAUUUUCAAGAUUCCUAUUUCAAAUAAAUUAAGUAGUAUAAAAUCAACCAAAUUAUUACCUUAUUGUAAGUUAAGUAUAUUUUCUGACACUUUUUAUAGACUAACAGAGCAGGAAAACCAUGCCAUACAUGUUUGUUCAAGAAAUUUGAGGAGGGAAUAGGAUACUGGUUACUACUGAACUUUAUUCCCUUCCCCAUUAAAAAAAAAAUCUACUUCUACCUGAGACAUUCCCUGGGUUGGCUUUUUGGGUUUUGCAGUGUUUGAAAAUAUCAUUCCUCAAGUGAGAAACCAAGAUAUAUUAGAGUUGGAUGAUCUCACUAAUUUUGGGUUCAAAAGAAACAAGACUUUCUGAAUUAGUGAUGAAUAAAUGAGGCUUUUAUUUUAAAACCCAUAGCACACUAAUGAAAGUCAUUGAGGUGGGAAACCAGCUUGCACAGGUGUGAUUUGUAACCGCACUUCAGUUGCUUUUACUGUCCACAGGAAUUUCAGAGGCACAAGGGGCCAUAAAAACUCUAAGGUCAUACUGUUGGUUUGCAUGGCAUAGCCUCCAAAACAAAGUUAACUUUUAGUCCAGUUCCUGUUUGGAUUAUGUCACAGAUUCUCUUUUAUUUUUUUCAUAAAAAUCCUAUACACUGAAGUAUAUACAGUAAAUGUUUUUAUACAUUCAGUCCUUUAAACCUUCUUAUACAUUAACAUAUGAAGUAUACUGAUCUUAAGUGUCCAGAUGUAUACACAAUCAUAUUCCUAUUUUUAAUUCAUGGGCUUGAAGACUUGGGCAUUACUGAAAGCCCCCUUUGUACAGGGCAAGUUACCACUUAUUCCAGAUUGGUGGUACAGAACACUGACUUCAUCACACUCCAUAUAUAUAUGUGAAGCAAGAAUGGGUGUACUGUUUAAAAAAAAGACGAACUCAAAAUAAAUCACAAACACACCCACCCACGCCCACCUACCAGGCAGCCUGUUCAGUAUUAUUCGUACUUAUUUUAUGCUUAUUUCUGAGACUGUCCUUCAUUCCCUUCAUGGAGAGCUUGAAGUUUAUGAUGUUCUGACUGUUGCUAUGGUUUCCCUGCAUCUAGAAUUUAUUGUGAUUCUUGUGUUGGCCAGCGUUUCUUAACCUCAGCACUACUGCCAUUUGGGGCUGGAUCAUCCUUUGUUGGGGGAGGGAGUGCACUGUGGGAUGUUUAGCAGCAUCUCUGGUCCUCCCCACUAGUCACCAGAGCACCUGCUCCCUCCCUUUCAGUGUGACAACCAGACACGUCUCCAGAUGGUGCAGA